AUGAGCUUCACCAGGCAUUCGGUUUUCUUCACCCUGAAGGUGAGCGUCCUGCUGGGGUCCCUGCUGGGGCUCUGCCUGGGCCUUGAGUUCAUGGGCCUUCCUAACCAGUGGGCACGCUACCUCCGCUGGGAUGCCAGCACGCGCAGUGACCUGAGCUUCCAGUUCAAGACCAAUGUUUCCACGGGGCUGCUCCUCUACCUGGAUGACGGCGGCGUUUGUGACUUCCUCUGCCUCUCCCUGGUGGAUGGCCACGUGCAGCUCCGCUUCAGCAUGGACUGCGCCGAGACCGCCGUGCUGUCCAACAAGCAGGUGAACGACAGCAGCUGGCACUUUCUCAUGGUGAGCCGUGACCGCCUGCGUACCGUGCUGGUGCUUGAUGGUGAGGGCCAGUCUGGGGAGCUGCAGCCCCAGCGGCCCUACAUGGAUGUGGUCAGUGACUUGUUCCUCGGCGGAGUCCCCGCAGACAUACGACCUUCUGCCCUGACCCUUGAUGGAGUACAGGCCAUGGCCGGCUUCAGGGGAUUAAUCCUGGAUCUCAAGUAUGGCAACUCAGAGCCUCAGCUUCUGGGGAGCCAGGGUGUCCGGUUGGAUGCCGAGGGACCCUGUGGUGAGCGUCCCUGUGAAAAUGGUGGGAUCUGCUUUCUCCUGGAUGGCCACCCCACCUGUGACUGUUCUACCACCGGCUAUGGUGGCAAGCUCUGCUCAGAAGAUGUCAGUCAAGGUCCAGGCCUCUCCCACCUCAUGUUGAGUGAACAAGGUAGAAGUAAAGCUCGAGAGGAGAAUGUGGCCACUUUCCGAGGCUCAGAGUACCUGUGCUAUGACCUGUCUCAGAACCCAAUCCAGAGCAGCAGUGAUGAAAUCACCCUGUCCUUUAAGACCUGGCAGCGGAACGGGCUUAUCCUGCACACGGGCAAGUCGGCUGACUAUGUCAACCUGGCUCUGAAGGAUGGCGCAGUCUCCUUGGUCAUUAACCUGGGGUCUGGGGCCUUUGAGGCCAUUGUGGAGCCAGUGAAUGGAAAAUUCAAUGACAACGCCUGGCAUGAUGUCAAAGUGACACGCAACCUCCGACAGGUGACAAUCUCUGUGGAUGGCAUCCUUACCACGACGGGCUACACUCAAGAGGACUACACCAUGCUGGGCUCAGAUGACUUCUUCUAUGUGGGAGGAAGCCCAAGUACCGCUGACUUGCCAGGCUCACCCGUCAGCAACAACUUCAUGGGCUGCCUUAAAGAGGUUGUUUAUAAGAAUAAUGACAUCCGUCUGGAGCUGUCUCGCUUGGCCAGAAUUGGGGACACCAAGAUGAAAAUCUACGGUGAGGUUGUAUUCAAGUGUGAGAAUGUGGCCACACUGGACCCCAUCAACUUUGAAACCCCGGAGGCUUACAUCAGCUUGCCCAAAUGGAACACCAAACGCAUGGGCUCUAUCUCCUUUGACUUUCGCACCACUGAGCCCAACGGCCUGAUCCUCUUCACUCACGGCAAGCCCCAAGAGAGGAAGGAUGCUCGGAGCCAGAAGAACACCAAGGUGGACUUCUUUGCCGUGGAACUCCUCGAUGGCAACCUGUACCUACUGCUUGACAUGGGCUCAGGCACCAUUAAAGUGAAAGCCACUCAGAAGAAAGCCAACGAUGGGGAAUGGUACCAUGUGGACAUUCAGCGAGAUGGCAGAUCAGGUACCAUAUCAGUGAACAGCAGGCGCACGCCGUUCACCGCUAGUGGGGAGAGCGAGAUCCUGGACCUGGAGGGGGACAUGUACCUGGGCGGGCUGCCGGAGCACCGUGCUGGCCUCAUCCUCCCCACUGAGCUCUGGACCGCCAUGCUCAACUAUGGCUACGUGGGCUGCAUCCGUGACCUGUUCAUUGACGGGCGCAGCAAGAACAUCCGGCAGCUGGCGGAGAUGCAGAAUGCUGCGGGCGUCAAGUCCUCCUGCUCACGGAUGAGCGCUAAGCAGUGUGACAGCUACCCCUGCAAGAACAGCGCCGUGUGCAAAGAUGGCUGGAACCGCUUCAUCUGCGACUGCACGGGCACUGGCUACUGGGGCCGAACCUGCGAGAGGGAGGCGUCCAUCCUGAGCUACGACGGCAGCAUGUACAUGAAGAUCAUCAUGCCCAUGGUCAUGCACACCGAGGCAGAGGACGUGUCCUUCCGCUUCAUGUCCCAGCGAGCUUAUGGGCUGCUGGUGGCUACUACCUCCAGGGACUCUGCUGACACCCUGCGUUUGGAGCUGGACGGGGGGCGCGUCAAGCUCAUGGUUAACUUAGACUGUAUCAGGAUAAACUGUAACUCCAGCAAAGGACCAGAGACCCUGUAUGCGGGGCAGAAGCUCAAUGACAACGAAUGGCACACCGUUCGGGUGGUGCGGAGAGGAAAAAGCCUUAAGUUAACCGUGGACGAUGAUGUGGCCGAGGGUACAAUGGUGGGAGACCAUACCCGCUUGGAAUUCCACAACAUUGAAACUGGUAUCAUGACAGAGAAACGUUACACCUCCGUUGUCCCUUCCAGUUUCAUUGGCCACCUGCAGAGCCUUAUGUUUAAUGGGCUGCUCUACAUUGACUUGUGCAAAAAUGGAGACAUCGAUUACUGUGAACUGAAGGCUCGUUUUGGGCUGAGGAACAUCAUCGCUGACCCUGUCACUUUUAAGACCAAGAGCAGCUACCUGAGCCUGGCCACCCUCCAGGCCUACACCUCCAUGCACCUCUUCUUCCAGUUCAAGACCACCUCCGCUGACGGCUUCAUUCUCUUCAACAGCGGUGAUGGCAAUGACUUCAUUGCUGUUGAGCUAGUCAAGGGGUACAUACACUACGUGUUUGACCUCGGAAACGGCCCCAAUGUGAUCAAAGGCAAUAGUGACCGCCCCCUGAAUGACAACCAGUGGCACAACGUCGUCAUCACCCGGGACAACAGUAACACCCACAGCCUGAAAGUGGACACUAAGGUGGUCACUCAGGUUAUCAAUGGUGCCAAAAAUCUGGAUUUGAAAGGUGACCUCUACAUGGCAGGUCUGGCCCAAGGCAUGUACAGCAACCUCCCAAAGCUCGUGGCCUCCCGGGAUGGCUUUCAGGGCUGUCUGGCAUCAGUGGACUUGAAUGGACGCCUGCCAGACCUCAUCAAUGAUGCCCUCCAUCGGAGUGGACAGAUUGAGCGUGGCUGUGAAGGACCAAGUACCACCUGCCAGGAGGAUUCGUGUGCCAACCAGGGCGUCUGUAUGCAGCAGUGGGAAGGCUUCACCUGCGACUGUUCCAUGACCUCCUAUUCUGGAAACCAGUGCAAUGAUCCUGGCGCCACGUACAUCUUUGGGAAAAGUGGAGGCCUCAUCCUCUACACCUGGCCGGCCAAUGACAGGCCCAGCACGCGCUCUGACCGCCUGGCUGUGGGCUUCAGCACCACCGUGAAGGACGGCAUCUUGGUGCGCAUAGACAGCGCCCCAGGCCUCGGGGACUUCCUUCAGCUUCACAUAGAACAGGGGAAAAUUGGAGUUGUCUUCAAUAUUGGCACAGUUGACAUCUCCAUCAAAGAGGAGAGGACCCCGGUAAAUGAUGGCAAAUACCACGUGGUGCGCUUUACCAGGAACGGCGGCAAUGCCACGCUUCAGGUGGACAACUGGCCAGUGAAUGAGCAUUAUCCCACAGGCAACACUGAUAAUGAACGCUUCCAAAUGGUAAAACAGAAAAUCCCCUUCAAAUAUAACCGGCCCGUAGAGGAGUGGCUGCAGGAAAAAGGCCGGCAGUUAACCAUCUUCAACACCCAGGCGCAAAUAGCUAUCGGUGGAAAGGACAAAGGACGCCUCUUCCAAGGCCAGCUUUCUGGGCUCUAUUAUGAUGGUUUAAAAGUACUGAACAUGGCGGCUGAGAACAACCCCAAUAUUAAAAUCAAUGGAAGCGUCCGACUGGUGGGAGAAGUCCCAUCAAUCUUGGGAACGACACAGACAACCUCCAUGCCACCAGAAAUGUCUACCACUGUCAUGGAAACCACCACUACAAUGGCUACUACCACAACCCGCAAGAAUCGCUCUACAGCCAGCAUUCAGCCAACAUCAGAUGACCUUGUUUCAUCUGCUGAAUGUUCAAGUGAUGACGAAGACUUCGUUGAAUGUGAGCCGAGUACAGGAGGUGAAUUAGUUAUCCCUCUUCUUGUAGAAGACCCUUUAGCUACCCCUCCUAUUGCUACUCGUGCACCUUCCAUUACACUCCCCCCUACCCUUCGCCCCCUCCUCACCAUUAUUGAGACCACCAAAGAUUCCCUGUCCAUGACCUCUGAGGCGGGGUUACCUUGCUUGUCGGACCAAGGCAGCGAUGGUUGUGAUGAUGAUGGCUUGGUGAUAUCUGGGUAUGGCUCAGGGGAAACCUUUGACUCUAACCUGCCCCCUACUGAUGAUGAAGAUUUUUACACCACCUUCUCCUUGGUAACAGAUAAGAGUCUUUCCACUUCAAUCUUCGAAGGUGGCUACAAAGCACAUGCGCCCAAUAGGACUACUACCACAUCUUUGUCCCCUGAGCUGAUCCGCUUCACAGCUUCCUCCUCGUCUGGGAUGGUGCCCAAAUUGCCAGCUGGCAAAAUGAAUAACCGUGAUCUCAAACCCCAGCCUGAUAUAGUCUUGCUUCCGUUGCCCACUGCCUAUGAGCUAGACAGCACCAAACUGAAGAGCCCACUAAUUACUUCCCCCAUGUUCCGUAAUGUGCCCACAGCAAACCCCACGGAGCCGGGAGUCAGACGGGUUCCGGGGGCCUCAGAGGUGAUCCGGGAGUCGAGCAGUACAACAGGGAUGGUCGUCGGCAUUGUGGCUGCUGCCGCCCUCUGCAUCUUGAUCCUCCUGUACGCCAUGUACAAGUACAGGAACAGGGACGAGGGGUCCUAUCAAGUGGACGAGACGCGGAACUACAUCAGCAACUCGGCGCAGAGCAAUGGCACGCUCCUCAAGGAGAAGCAGCAGAGCUCGAAGAGCGGCCACAAGAAACAGAAAAACAAGGACAAAGAGUAUUAUGUGUAA
This is a messenger RNA of Physeter macrocephalus (sperm whale), 4986 nucleotides long. RefSeq names its product neurexin 3 (gene NRXN3). NCBI's taxonomy places the organism in Eukaryota, Metazoa, Chordata, Mammalia, Artiodactyla, Physeteridae. The coding region runs from base 1 to 4986 and encodes 1661 amino acids. The transcript has 22 exons. The record is from RefSeq and is a predicted model, not a curated record.